UAUAGAAAUAAUUUAUAAAUUAUUGGAAACAUAAUAGUUUUUACAGAUGGGCACAUUAAAACAUUCACUUCAACGUCGUAAUCAUAAGGAACGUUCUCAGCCAGUUGAACGUGAAAAAUGGGGUCUUUUAGAAAAACCAAAAGAUUAUCGUUUAAGAGCCCGGGAUUAUCAGUCAAAACAACGUAGACUUAAGCGGCUUCGAGAAAAAGCAGCUGAAAAGAAUCCAGAUGAAUUUUACUUUGGGAUGAUGAAAGAAAAAACAAAAGAUGGAAUUGUUAUUGUUGAUAGAGGCAAUCCUGUAUUAACAGAAGAAACAGUACGAUUAUUAAAAACACAAGAUGCGGGAUAUAUCAAAAUGAUGUUACAUAUCGAAAAUAAGAAAGUUAAGAAACUCGAGCAAUAUAUCUAUACAGAUGAUAAAGAAGCUACUAAUUGCAGUGCAAAGCAUUAUUGUUUUGUUGAUGAAACAAAUUUAGAAAGUCAAGAAAAAACGUAUCAAAAGCAAAAAAAAAAGAAUUAUACAAGUCAGAUACAUGAAAAGCUUUCUGAAGAACCUUUUUCUCAUGAUGAUUCAAUUGAAACAUAUUCUAAUCUAGUAAAUGAGGAUCAAACCACUCAAACGUCUAAAGUUAUACUAUCAGCUAAUCCUAAGCUGAUACGUGAAUUAGCAUCACGAAGAAACCGAAUAGAGAAAUUAUCUAUGUUAGAAAGACAAAUUGAUCUUCAAAGGAAUCUACAAACUAAAGGUGAAAGGAAAAAAAUGGGUACAACGAGCGAUGGUAUUCCUAUAUAUAGAUGGAAACUUGAAAGAAAACGAUAAUAUUUAAGAAUUAAAAAAUUAACAAUUUAAUCUGCAAGCCAAUAUA
This is a messenger RNA of Pneumocystis carinii B80, 866 nucleotides long. RefSeq lists its product as hypothetical. Bases 47 to 820 code for a protein of 257 amino acids. The transcript is spliced from 5 exons. Gene Ontology annotation, biological process: rRNA processing. Lineage: Eukaryota; Fungi; Ascomycota; Pneumocystomycetes; Pneumocystales; Pneumocystaceae. Gene Ontology annotation, cellular component: nucleolus; small-subunit processome. The record is from RefSeq and is a predicted model, not a curated record.